Messenger RNA from Penicillium malachiteum, 456 nucleotides. Its product is annotated as DUF1761 domain-containing protein. Lineage: Eukaryota; Fungi; Ascomycota; Eurotiomycetes; Eurotiales; Aspergillaceae. The coding region runs from base 1 to 456 and encodes 151 amino acids. The record is from RefSeq and is a predicted model, not a curated record. The transcript is spliced from 3 exons.
AUGACUACCUUGCACUACUUGCCUCCUGUGAAGCCUUCGGCUAUCGCCCUGGGUACAUUCUUCACCCACACUGCUUCUCUAGGAAUUCUCACUCCUCUCUUUGGAGACACCUACCACCGGGCUCAGGCCGCUAACUCCAAGGAGGAGUUUCUCAAAUCGAAGGAAGCAGCCGGUGCCGCCGCAGCAUGGGGUAGCUCGCUCGUUGGAAGUGCUGUCCAGACCUACGGCGUGGCUGCAUUGAUCAACGCCACUGGUACUCUGAGCUACAAGGGUGCUGCUUAUUUGGGUACUUUAGUAUUCUUCGCUAGCUCUGCUCCUGGUUUUGUCAGCCAGAUAUUCGCUGAGAAGAGACCACUAGAUACAGUGGCAGUUGGGGCUGUCUCUCGGGUGUUUGAGACAGUCGGACUCAGUCUGUUCUUGACCUGGUGGGGGACCCGCACUCAUCCUUUCGACUAA